Wasmannia auropunctata (little fire ant) is the source of this 1239-nucleotide messenger RNA. RefSeq lists its product as uncharacterized. The coding region runs from base 608 to 1210 and encodes 200 amino acids. The transcript has 4 exons. NCBI's taxonomy places the organism in Eukaryota, Metazoa, Arthropoda, Insecta, Hymenoptera, Formicidae. The record is from RefSeq and is a predicted model, not a curated record.
UAAUAAUUAAUAAAAGUAUAAUACACCGUUAAUAUUACCGUAAAAUACCGAUAAAGUAACAGUACAUUUAAAAUAUGCAACGUCUAAUGAAUUUUUGGCACGCGGAGAUCUUGUAAGAUAGGAGAGGCUAUUCCUGCUGCUAUUACUAUGUAUUUCCUUUCUUAGUUUGUAACACGUAUAACAAUUUCUUGCUCUAAAAAUAUAUUGUAUAUUAAUUUUAUUGACAACUCAUAAUGAAUUAUAAAUGAUUACACGGCAAAAAGAAUAAACUUGUGAAUAUUACGACGCCUCUUGAUAAUUGCCCAUUUAUUCGACCGGAACUCUGUAGAAAGUAUAGAUUUAUACAGAAAAUUAGAUAAUUUAUUGUUUUUUUUUUAAUAUUAAUUCUUUUGUUAAUAUGGACUUACUUAUAUAUUCACUCGAUACUUCACACAAAUAUUGAUAUGCUGUGUUUAAUAAAGAUACUACCAACAUAUCUAUAUAAUCAUUAUGAAAUACUGGUACAUAGCAUAGAAAUGAAUAACCCGUGUGUGUGACAGCGGGCCUGAUAAAACGGAGACGGACGCGAUAAUAGAUAUAAAAUUAGUCUCUAUCCAAGAAGUGUAUCAUGCCGGAUGAUACGGGAAUUUUAUCUAGGAGAGUACAUUCCGCGCCCGAGUUGAAAACCUAUACAAAUUAUGACGAUAUAUGCGGACCUUGGAAAUUUGAUAGUGUACCGUUGCAUGGUCAAUGCAAUCAUUUAUCUUUUAAAUUGAUAACGUCCGAAGAUAUAACUUACAUGAGAGAGCAAAGAGAUCGAGAAUCAAUUUUGCAAUUUCUUGAGGAAAAGAUUUUAUCUAGUAUACCGUACAAAAAGGAAAAUAAAGAGAUACUUGCAAAACUUCUAUGGCAAACUUUUAGGUUUUUCAAGAAGAACCAAUUUACUGACCAACAAAUUGCGACAAUUAUGAAAUUAAUGCUUUUAACUCACAGUUUUUAUCUUGCAAACUAUUGGAACACAGUUGAAGAAACGUAUAAAUAUUUUUUUGAACGUGUUCUUGAAUGUACCGUUAUGGAUCCACCAAAAUGCGCAGAAAUAUUUACGUCGGAUCAAGCUGAAAUGGUGCUUGAAUUUUUUCGCGAAACAUAUUUGGAAAAUAUCGUAUUAUUGCACCUCGUUUGUACGACUCACCACUGUAUUGUCAUGCGAUUUGACGACGGAAAUGAAUGAACGAUGAUAUGCUCGCACACGUUACACAA